Messenger RNA from Magnolia sinica, 939 nucleotides. RefSeq lists its product as uncharacterized. The transcript is spliced from 2 exons. The coding region runs from base 329 to 772 and encodes 147 amino acids. The record is from RefSeq and is a predicted model, not a curated record. NCBI's taxonomy places the organism in Eukaryota, Viridiplantae, Streptophyta, Magnoliopsida, Magnoliales, Magnoliaceae.
ACUUCCUGCGAAAGAAAUCCGCAUCCCCCGUUCGGGGCCAGAGACGGGCCGGGAUAGGACGAAUCCGCAUCCCCUAAAAUUUUAUUGGAAAACCGAAUGGACGGAGUGGAUAUACAACAUAUAAUCAAGGUACGGCAAGGGUUAUACCCACCCAAUCCAGCUGUUACCCGUGUAACACACCCAAUCCGCGCCCUUUGUUUGCACUCUCCUUUUUUUUUCUUCCUGUUUCUCAGAAAGAAGAAAGGGCGUUUUUUUUUUUUUUUUUUUUUCUAAGGUUUUGGCAAUUCGAGUUAUCUCCGUGAUUCUUCGAUUGGAGCUAUUUGUUAACAUGUUGGGAAUGCAAGAACCUCGAAUGUUGCCACCCGAUGAAGUGAAGCCGCGAAAAAAGAAACCCUCAGCCAAUGUUGCUCCUAUAUUUCCUUCGCCACAAGGAGAGAUCAAAGGGGGCAAGGAAUCCUUGCAUCCAUCACUCAAGGAACAAAAGGUCCUGAAAAGAAACAUGAGGAAUGAAGCUUCCCCAUCUUUUCAACAGACAGAUAGAUCAACUUCAGAUUCCUUGCCUGACUCCUCAAGAUCAGGCAACGAGUAUCGAGCGUUGAGACGGAAGUAUUUGCUCUUGGAGGAGGAGAGCUUCCUGUUGGGGAAAGAGUUGACAGAGGUUGAAGCUGAGGUUAAAAGCUUGGAAGAUGAGAAGACUGCACUCUUGGAUCAACUUGUCGUCCUAGAGGGUCUUGUUGAUCCUUCAGAGCUUCAGCCCCGUGGUGGAUCGUGAAGUAAGUUGUCUAACUAUUUUACUAUAUGUAAAAUAGUUGCGUGACUUGUGUCUGUUUCAAUUUAUUUCCUGUGACUAUGCACUGAGACCAUCCUGUUGUAGAUAGACAGAUGUGAAAUUCGAAAUCUAGAAGUAAGAAAGUGAUAACAAUUAUUUCUUUCAUCUUA